Molecule: messenger RNA, 4496 nt
Organism: Chrysemys picta bellii (western painted turtle)
Lineage: Eukaryota; Metazoa; Chordata; Testudines; Emydidae
Gene: NUDCD1
Product: NudC domain containing 1
Source: RefSeq, a predicted model, not a curated record
GCCUGGCCGGGGGGAUGGAGGCGGCGGCCAACUGCUCCCUGCGCGUGAAGCGGCUGCUCUUGGACCCCAAGUUCGAGGGCUACAAGCUCUCCCUGGAGCCGCUGGCCUGCUACCAGCUGGGGCUGGACUCGGCUGUAGCAGAAGUGAAACUUCGAGAUGAUCAGUAUACCCUGGACCACAUGCGUGCCUUUGGCAUGUAUAAUUACCUACAUCUUGAUUCUUGGUACCAGGAUAAUGUCUACUAUGUUGAUCAACUUGGAAGGGUUAUGAAUUUAUCAGUGACUCUGGACACUGCCUUUCGAAAGCCGAGAGAAGUAUUCAGGCUACCUUCAGACGUGACAGCUUGUGAUAAUCGCCUUUGUGCAUCAAUACACUUUUCAUCUUCUACCUGGGUUACCAUUUCAGACGGAACAGGAAGUUUGUUUCUUAUUAAAACGGGCAAACGUGGAGAUGCUGCAUCUGAAAAGUGGGAGAUUAUGUUUAAUGAAGAACUUGGGAGUCCCUUUGUUAUAGCCCACAGUGUUUCCUUUGUAAAGUCAGAUGUGCAUUCAGUAGCUGGGCUUCUGCUUCGAGUAGAAAAAGAUGAACUGGAUGCAAAAGGAAGUGGCUUCCAUGUGUCCUUGGAAUGGGUUACAAUCACAGAAGUAGACCAAGAGGAUAAUCAAAGAUAUGAGAUCUUCAAGCGCAGAGUUCUCCAAGGAAAGUCAGUCCCUCAUUAUGCAGCUAUAGAGCCAGAUGGGGAUGGUCUAAUGAUUGUCUCCUACAAACCCUUCAAAUUUAUGCAGGAUGAGGAAAAUCAGCUUGAAAAAAAGGAAGAUGGGAAAAUAGCAGAUAAAAAGAAAGACCCGGUCUAUUAUUGGCAACAGACUGAAGAUGAUUUGACAGUAACAAUUCAUCUUCCACAAGACAUCACUAAAGAUGACAUACAAGUACAGUUUUCUCCUGAUCAUAUCAUUGUAGCAUUGAAAAGUCAGCCUCCUUUGGUGGAAGGAAAACUCUGUUCAUCUAUUGACCAUGAAAGCUGCACGUGGAUAAUUAGAGAUAAUAGUUUGGAGAUUUCUCUAAUUAAGAAGGAUGAAGGACCCAUGUGGCCAGAGCUUAUAGUAGGUGACGCACGAGGAGAAUUCAUCAUGGACUCUUCCCAGUGUUCUGCAGUAGCUGAACGUCUGAUUCAUCUUACCUCUGAAGAAAUGAAUCCAAACCCUGACAAAGAAAACCCUCCUUGUAAUGCACAGGAAUUGGAGGAAUGUGAUAUUUUUCUUGAAGACAGCACAAGCUUAUGCAGAUUUGAUGGUAACACCUUGAAAAUCACUCAUGUGGUAAAUCUUGGAAGCAACCAGUAUCUCUUCUCAGCAGUGGUGGAUCCCAAAGAAAUGCCUUGCUUCUGUUUACGGCAUGAUAUUGAUGCUCUUCUCUGGCAGCCACGCUCUGACCAACCGGACAAUAUGUGGGAGCACAUUGCAACUUUCAAUGCUUUAGGUUAUGUCCAAGCAUCAAAGGAAGACAAGAAAUUCACCGCUUGUCCUCCAAAUUAUUCCUAUGCUGCUAUUUGUGAGUGCCUGCGUCGAGUGUUCAUCUAUCGACAGCCCACUCCUCUGUCCACUGUUCUCUACAACAGGAAGGAGGGAAGACAAGUAGGGCAGGUUGCUAAGCAGCUGAUAGCAACCCUGGAAGCCAGUGAUCCUAUCUUGGGCUUUCAAGCUACAAAUGAGAGAUUAUUUGUUCUCACAACAAAAUCCUUGUUUUUAAUAAAGGUAAACACUGAAAAUUAAUUAUCCAAUAUGUCAUGUUGACUUGGAUGUAUUCACAAUUGGUCUGAGAAAUGAUGAGAUAUUAGCUAAAAAGUUCAAUCACAUACUACUGAAGUUGAAGUAAAAUAUCAUAUGUAGCCUGUUUAAUUUUUAAAAGGACAACCAAAAUAUGUUCACUGGAACUUGUCUCUGUGCCCAGUUGGAUAAAGCUUUUCAACUCCAUUGUCACUGAAUUUUUGUGGGAACUUCCAAUUCUAUGGAAAAGUGCAAGAAAACUGUCUGUGCUAGCAGCAUUUUAAUCAGUUACCAGAGUCGUGUGUGAAAUGAUCCAUCCAUACAUUGCUUUUUUCAUAUAGUUUUUUUACCACACUUCUGCCAUUCAAGAAGAUCUUGAGUAUUCACUUAUUUCUAUUUUGUAUAAUUGCCACAGUCUCUCUGUGGGUAUUAUUCAGAUGUAAUAAAACAAAGCCUUGUUUUAUUACAAGUUUAUAUAAACGGGAGGCAAAGAUCACACUUUAUACAAAUAGAUAUUUUACAGAGCCAUUUAAAUUAUUUUUGAAAAUUUUAGUCUCAGUUUAUGUUUAAAUGUCUUUACUUAGUAUUAGCAAAUCAUGGCUCAUUGGCUAAAUGAUGGCGUGUUGGGGCAUCUGCUUUUCUCAGGCAUAUUUUUUAUUCAGGUCAAAUAACCGUAUUAUAUACAUGCAGUUGUAGUAAUCUGAUUGAGACACACUUGUGCUUCCCAUUAAAUCUUCAAACAUUUUAAAAACUAAAAUGGUUUUGGUAGCUUUCUCUUGGGGACAGAGGAAGAGAGAAGAAAACAUUUGUCUGUGGAUGAAAUUUAAAAUGGCACAGGUUGAAGUACUGUUGAGAUUCCAAGUUUGUACAUCAGUUACUUCCACAUGAAAUCUGAUCCUUUACCACUAAAUCAUGGGCAUAUUACUUGACAGUCAAACUUAACCUGAGAUACUAAACUCAAGCUGUGCUGCUUCUGCCUUAUACGUCGUCACCAUGAAUAUAGAUUCUGCGAUUAGGGUUUAAUUAACCAUUAUCCCCUCAUAUUCUUAUAACUAUACUGGAUAUGCUCAGCUUACAGGAGUAAGGUUUAAGAAAGAGGUGCCGGUUUUACCUAGUGGCCUUGCUGACCAUAACAAUGUAAGGUUCUGUUUAACAAAUAUAUAUAUAUUUGUCAAAAGUUCGAUCUACAGAAUUUUUUAACAUCUUUAAAGAGACAUUGCCAACAUGGUGAAGAUGAAAAACUGGUUGGUCUUGAACUCCUCCCUGUUUUAGAUUUUUGCUUAAGAUUCCUAAGCAAAGUAUCUCUUUCAGCUGAUAUCUUUCAUGAAGUUUAAAAGUAACGUAAAAAACAUGUGACUUCUAUAAACUGAACAGUGAAUUUGUGUUAUGUCGUCCUCCAUGUUGUUGCAUAUCUUUUUCUACAUUAUUUCAGAUUAUAGCAAAUAUUAGAAGGAAAUGUCUCCGCUUGGGAGGACAUAACAGAGACGCUUCUAGGCAUGACCAUCUUGAUUGUACCCAGGAGCUCAUGAAAGUUUUGAUUUGCAGACCCAUGUCAGUGAAAUGAGAAUGAAUAAAAUGGUAAAUUCUUAAAAAGCAGAGGUGUGAUCACAGAGUGCAAGUCUGCUCUUCUGAUGAGGAUUUAAGGGAUCUGAUUCUCAUCUUGCUUACGUCCGUUUUACACCACUGUACAUCUAUUAAUUUCAGGAGUUACUCUUUCCAAUGGAAAAGAGAACACAAUUGGGCCCAACCUCCAUAAUAUCUCUUUACUUUUACUAUCUAUAAAACAGAAAAAAAUCUUUAAUAUUCUGUUAUCUAGAAUAUGUAGUUUCAUGUGUGUCCUACUUCUGAAUUUUCACUGAGUAAAUAAGCAAUGUCAAAAACAAUAUGGUAUUAUUAUAAUCUUUUUUAGACUGCUUUGCUUUAUACUAACUCCAAGUGCAUGCGGCAAAGAAUAGUUGGAGUCGUUUCUUCUCAGCCUAAGUGAAAUUGAGAUUUGUACACAUCUGAGUUCAGAUCUCCCAAAACAUAACCAGCUGGAAUACAUCAUGCAGAAAGAGUCAGCUCAUAUGGGGGGAAAUGUAUCAGUCAUAUCAACUGUGAAACUGGAUUUCUUCAAUGGAGGGAAGCUCCAGGAUAAACUAAUAAUAAUUCAACUAUUUCAUAUAAAAUUACACUUACUAAGACUUAGAUAGCUAAAAGCUAAUUUCUAUUAUCUUCUGGACAAAUUAAGCAAAGCCAAGUACAAUUGUCACCUUCAUAGCCCUAGUUAUAACAAAUAGUAAGGGAAAGGAUGCUGCUAGAAUGUUCUGAGCUUCAAACAAGGUCACAUUUACUCAGCAGCAAAACUGAUUAAAGUGGAAAAAGUGUUCCUCCUUUUUCUGAAUACUCUGCUCACUUGUUAACAAUGGGAAUGGACCCUGAAAUGUAUUCUGCUCAAAAAACUUGCAUAGAAUAAUAUGUUUCCAUGUCCUUCUAAAGAGUUAAGAGUAUUGUUUAUUAUUUAAAACCCAUCAAUUGCCUUGAUGAGCCAUACAUGCUGAUAUAAAUCAACCUACUUUUCUGCUAAAAAAAAAAAAAAUCCAUAAUUAAAUUGUUGGCAGUUGCAGAGCCAUAUUUGUUACUUUCGCAUUCCCAUUUUACAUUCAUUUUCUUUCGAGGCUUAUAUCUGUCAUAUGCUACCACAGACUCAGAUAUAGUAGAAUGUGAUUAUUCAAAAUGUAUGGGGUGUGG